Hibiscus syriacus is the source of this 1413-nucleotide messenger RNA. Its product is annotated as sister chromatid cohesion 1 protein 4-like. Gene Ontology annotation, molecular function: chromatin binding. The record is from RefSeq and is a predicted model, not a curated record. The coding region runs from base 1 to 1413 and encodes 470 amino acids. Gene Ontology annotation, cellular component: synaptonemal complex; cohesin complex. The transcript is spliced from 7 exons. Gene Ontology annotation, biological process: replication-born double-strand break repair via sister chromatid exchange; synaptonemal complex assembly; mitotic sister chromatid cohesion. Lineage: Eukaryota; Viridiplantae; Streptophyta; Magnoliopsida; Malvales; Malvaceae.
AUGCGCUUAACCUAUCUUCCACCUGACUUGAAGAACAAACUGUCGCCAUCGUUCCUACGAGGCAUUUCUGAAGCUUGCAAACAACGUCUUCAUCUUCAUCAGGUUGAAGUUCUAGCUGUAAAUUCUGAAUUUGGUGGGUAUGAUCAGGAUCCAGAUACUCCUGGGCCGGUGGAAGUGCAUAACUUGUCUGCUGUUCAUGAUGCACUGACUGUUGGUGAUCAUUAUGCCUUUGAGAAUGGUUGCUACAAUGGUAAUAUGGACAAAGAACAUACUAAACCACAAUUUAAUUCUGUCCAUGAUGCCACAUUUAUGGAGUACAAAUCUGCUGUUAGGACUAUUGGAAGACCUGAUGGUUUGGAUAGGGUGGAAGAUAUGCGUCAUGGUGUCAUGCACUCAAGGGAUAGAAUUGAUGGUGAAUGUGCAGAAUCUCCUAGCUGCUCCGAUGUCACCUUUGAUUUGGAAGACCCUACUCGAAGAACAUGUUCAAGUAGUACUUGUGCACCCACGUCAGACGGCUAUUUGGAGAAUGAUCAAGCAUCACAUAAGUUGGAACUUGGCAGUGAUACUGAAACCAUCAAUAAUGUGGAAGAUGGACCAACAGUUGUUGAUGGUGAAGUGCAAGCUUGUCAGGAACCAACCGAAUCUGAAAACCUUAAAAGGCCUGGUUCUCAUGAAAAUGUCUCGACUAUUCAACUUAUUGGAUCUGAGAAAUUGGUUUCUGCAGAGCAAAACUUGGUCGAUCUGUCGAGAAGGGAGGACUUCCAUCCUUCUGGAGCUUUCAUUGAGGUGCAAGGUCAGAACCUUCUUUAUGUGAUGAUCAGUUGGAAAAUUCAAAUAAUUGUGAUGUGUCGGAUUUGCCUUCACCUGAAAAAUUACUCUCUGCACUGGAAGGGCCUAUUGAUAAACCAAGUGAUUUUACUCGGCGAGUUUACCCUAGACAAAGAGGUUCCAGAAGGGAAUGAUGAAGUCAAUGCUGGAACCAAAUUCAUUUCAGGCAAAAAGCGAAGUAUAUCUGAAAGUACAAUAACUGCAGAGAGUAUACACUCGGUUGAAUCAUUUAGAAGGCCUCGAUUCAGAACUGCAGAAUCAAUUACUGAUGACGAUGAAUUGUUGUCUUCUAUUUUAGUUGGAAGAUCUUCAGUUUUCAAAAUGAAACCAACUCCUCCCCUUAAAGUAGCAUCAUUGAAACGCCCACGAUCUGCACCAAGACCUAGUGCCACCAAGAGAAAAGUGCUUAUGGAUUAUACUAUGGUCUUACAUGGAGAUACGAUACGUCAGCAGUUGGUUAAUACUGAAGACAUACGUCGUAUACGUAAGAAAGCACCUUGCACUCUUCCUGAAAUUUCGUUGAUUCAGAGACAAUUCUUGGAAGAUGAAAUAUUUAGCGAACCUGUAUUUACUGGUGAAAUCUAA